AUGGAAGGAGGAGUGAGCGGCAGCGCAGGAGCGGCGACGGCGGGUUUAUCCACCACGGUAGCGCCCGUUACCGCAGGGCAGGUAUUCUCCAGCCGCCAUGCCGCGAAGGUCGCCGUAGCCGCUGAGCUUUCUGCCACCUGCCGUUCCAUGAAGGAUGGAAAGGGUGCCGGCAGUCGGCAAAUUCACCUGGUUUGCAAGACUUGCAUACGUUGGGUUGUUAAGGGCUGCCUACAGAAGGGGGGUGAUUUCAAGAUCACCAAGUUGGUUAGGGCCAACCCCAAGAUCGCCGGUCCCGCGAUCAAGAGGACUCUGAAGACCGCGGGGUUUACCGUCUCCGACCGGCAAUCACAACGAACGAAGAAGCGCAUCGCGAACGCGUCUAAGGAGGAUGAAGCGGGUGCCAUUUCGCGUCUUCCAUCCCUUUUCGAAAGGAUCGAGCGCGAUUGUCCGGGUUCGGUCGCCACCGUAGAGAUGAGUCCCGACAACCGGUUCGUCAGGAGCUUCUUGAUGCUGGGUAAGGCCGCCUACGUCGCCGCGCACAGUGUCCCCAAGGCGAGUGCAUCUCUUUCGUGA
Ectocarpus sp. CCAP 1310/34 is the source of this 573-nucleotide messenger RNA. The record is from the annotation of a GenBank genome assembly. NCBI's taxonomy places the organism in Eukaryota, Phaeophyceae, Ectocarpales, Ectocarpaceae.